GUUCUGGUCCUGGUUCUGGUGUGGGAGGGAAACGGGCCGCUGCGCUCCUCCUCUCCUUUGUGCGAUUAACUAGUUAAUUCUGAAGAGAGACAAUCUGAUGUAAGUGUGGGCAUGGCCGCUGCAGAACUCUCCAGCCCCCCCCAAUAAUUUCAUAGUGCGGCGGCGGGGGCCUUUAAGAAUAUUUAGGAAGCCAUAUUUGUGAAAUUAGAGCUGCUCUGCAGUGCGGGCCGGCGGCUCCCGCGAAAUUGUGGCACAAAAAGCAGUGAGGGGGCAGGAAAAGGGCGCUGAGAUAGAGGAGCGCGAGGGCGACUCGGUGGCAGCGCGCGGGCAGCGGCGAACGCGCAACAAUGUAACCGAUGCGGGGCUCGACGGCGCGCGCCCCGUAACAAUGUAACAAUGUGACUGUUUUCGAGCGGGGAGGGCAGAGCGCGCAGGAGGAGGAGGAGGAGGAGGAGGAGGGGGGGGGGGCGUUCUGAAAUAAUAUAGUCAGCCAUUUUUUAUGUAAGGGGAUUUUUUCUUAUUGGGGGGGGUUGUUAAAAAAUAAAUAUAAGGGCGGCCAUCUUUGUUUCUCUGCCUUGUAGUGUAAAAUAUUCCAAAACGCCCCCCACUUUCUGAGUGCCGAUUUGAAUAUUAAAUAAAUUUCAUAAUUCGAGGCAGAUACAUUUGUGGUGGUGGUGCACGGGCUCGCGGACAGGAGCGUCAUGUCGUCUCCUCUGGGCGCGUGCGAGGAAGACGAGGGCAUGCUGCUCAACUCCGAGGGAGGAGAUUUCGAUGAAGAAGAGGAGGACGCGGAGCUCGACGAGAACGCAAGCGACAUUAACUCGCCGGCGGCGCCUCGAGAAACUGCAGCGCGAGCCGCGCCAGAUGAGUGCAAUGAAGGAGGAGAGGCGUCCGACAGGGACGGAACGGCCAAAAAGAAACGGGGCCCCAAAAAGAAGAAGGAGACGAAGAAGAAGGACAAGGAGCGCGAUGGGAAGUCCAUCAAAGCGCGGAAACACAAGAAGCUGGACAGCGACGUAGACAGGGACUCGGACAGGGAGUAUGGCGAGAACUCGGACAGCGGCGCCAGCGAUUUCACCGCUGGCGGUAAGAAGAAAAGGAAGAAACACAAGGAGAAGAAGGAGAAGAAGACCAAGCGUAGGAAGAAGGAGGAUGAGGACAGCACCCACGAAGAGACGCCCAAGCCAAUGGAGCAGAAGACAUCGGGGCAGCUGGCGCGAGACUGGGGUCUCGAGGACGUGGAUCACACCUUCACCGAGGAAGACUACCGCACCCUCACCAACUACAAAGCCUUCAGCCAGUUCAUGAGGCCCAUGAUUGCCAAGAAGAACCCCAAGAUCCCCAUGUCCAAAAUGAUGACUAUCCUUGGUGCCAAGUGGCGAGAGUUCAGCUCCAAUAACCCGUUCAAGGGUUCCUCUGCGGCUGUGGCAGCUGCCGCCGCUGCUGCCGCUGCCGCCGUCGCUGAGCAGGUCUCCGCGGCCACCGUGUCCCCCGAGCCUUUGCCCCAGCCUCCCCCUCUUCGUAAAGCCAAGACCAAAGAGGGCAAAGGCCCGGGCUACAAGAAGCGCAGCAAGAGCCCUCGUGUUCCUGACAAGAAGAAGGCCAAGGGCAAGAAGAUGGCACCUCUUCGCAUCAAGCUGGGAAUGCUGGGUAACAAGAGGAAGAAGAGCAGCUCGAGCGAGGAUGUGGACGAGGACGACUCCGAGCAGGAGGACUCGAGCGUCCACAGCUCCUCGGUUCGCUCCGACAGCUCCGGUCGGGUCAAGAAGAACAAGCGAGGUCGCCCAGCGAAGAAGAAGAAGAAAAUGAUGGGGGAUGAAGAGGGCGACGGCUAUGAGACGGACCACCAGGACUACUGCGAAGUGUGCCAGCAGGGUGGUGAGAUCAUCCUGUGCGACACUUGCCCCCGCGCAUACCACCUGGUGUGUUUGGAGCCUGAGCUGGAGAGGGCACCUGAGGGCAAGUGGAGCUGCCCCCACUGUGAGAAGGAAGGAAUCCAGUGGGAGGCCAAGGAGGAGGACUUCGAGGACUUCGAGGAGGAGUGUGAGGACGGGGGCGUGGUCGAGCGGGGCGGCGGGGGAACGGGGGGAGAGGAUGAAGACGACGACCACAUGGAGUUCUGCCGAGUCUGCAAGGACGGCGGGGAGCUGCUGUGCUGCGACUCGUGCCCUUCGUCCUACCACAUCCACUGCCUGAACCCGCCCCUGCCGGAGAUACCCAAUGGCGAGUGGCUGUGUCCCCGGUGCACGUGUCCGCCCAUCAAAGGGAGGGUGCAGAAGAUCCUCCACUGGCGUUGGGGCGAGCCCCCGCCACCAGUGCCGGUGCCCCCUGCCCCAGACGCCGACCCCCAGCAGCCCCCGCCGCCCCCCAUGAAAGGCCGCCCGGAGAGGGAGUACUUCGUGAAGCUGACGGGGCAGUCGUACUGGCACUGCACCUGGGUCACGGAGCUGCAGCUGGAGAUCUUCCACUCGGUCAUGUUCCGGAAUUACCAGCGCAAGAUGGACAUGGACGAACCGCCUCCCCUGGACUACGGCUCAGGUGGGGAGGACGACGGAGGGAAGAGCGAGAAGAGGCGCGCCAAGGACCCGCAGUAUGCGGCGCUCGAGGAGAAGUUCUACCGCUAUGGCAUCAAGCCGGAGUGGAUGAUGGUCCACCGCAUCAUCAACCACAGUGUGGACAAGAAGGGGAAUUACCACUACCUGGUCAAGUGGAGGGAUCUCACCUAUGACCAGUGCACCUGGGAGAGAGACGACCUGGACAUCCCCGAAUUCAACUCCCAAAAGACCAACUACUGGAGACACAGAGACGAAGUGAUGAAGGAAGACCCCGAGAAGCCCAGGAAGAUGAGGAGUGUGAGGAAGGAGGAGAACGACGAGCCGCCUGGCUCUCCCGUCAACGACCCCACGGUGAAGUACGAGGAGCAGCCGGACUUCGUCACGGUCACGGGCGGCACGCUGCACCCCUACCAGCUGGAAGGGCUCAACUGGCUGCGCUUCUCUUGGGCGCAAGGGACCGACACCAUCCUGGCCGACGAGAUGGGCCUGGGCAAGACCAUCCAGACCAUCGUCUUCCUCUACUCGCUCUUCAAGGAGGGCCACACCAAGGGGCCAUUCCUCGUGAGCGCCCCCCUCUCCACCAUCAUCAACUGGGAGCGAGAGUUCGAGAUGUGGGCACCCGACUUCUACGUGGUCACCUACACGGGCGACAAGGAAAGCAGGGCCAUCAUCCGCGAGAACGAGCUCUCCUUCGACGACUCCGCCGUCAAGGGCGGGAAGAAGGCGUUCAAGCUGCGGAGAGAGGCUGCCAUUAAGUUCCACGUGCUGCUGACCUCCUAUGAGCUGGUGACCAUCGAUCAGACGGCCCUCAAGUCCAUUGACUGGGCCUGCCUGGUGGUUGACGAAGCCCAUCGCCUGAAGAACAACCAGUCCAAGUUCUUUAGGAGACUCAACGACUACAAGAUCGACCAUAAGCUGCUCCUGACCGGCACGCCGCUGCAGAACAACUUGGAGGAGCUCUUCCAUCUGCUCAACUUCCUCACGCCCAACCGAUUCAACAACCUGGAGGGUUUCCUUGAGGAGUUUGCCGACAUCUCCAAGGAGGACCAGAUCAAGAAGCUGCAUGACUUGCUGGGGCCGCACAUGUUGCGCCGGCUGAAGGCCGACGUCUUCAAGAACAUGCCGGCAAAGACGGAGCUCAUCGUUCGCGUCGAGCUGAGUCCCAUGCAGAAGAAAUACUACAAGUACAUCUUGACGCGGAACUUCGAGGCGUUGAACUCCAAGGGUGGGGGCAACCAGGUGUCACUGCUCAACAUCAUGAUGGACCUCAAGAAGUGCUGCAACCACCCCUACCUGUUUCCUGUGGCAGCUGUGGAGGCCCCAAAGACGGCCAGCGGGGCCUAUGAGGGCACUGCGCUCGCCAAGGCCUCUGGGAAACUGCUGUUGCUGCAGAAGAUGUUGAGGAAGCUGAAGGAGCAGGGUCACCGCGUGCUCAUCUUCUCCCAGAUGACCAAGAUGCUGGACCUGCUGGAGGACUUCCUGGAUUUUGAGGGCUACAAGUACGAGCGCAUAGACGGUGGCAUCACAGGCGCCUUGCGCCAGGAAGCUAUCGACAGGUUCAACGCUCCUGGUGCGUGCCAGUUCUGUUUCCUGCUGUCCACGCGGGCUGGAGGGCUGGGCAUCAACCUGGCCACCGCCGAUACCGUCAUCAUAUUCGACUCCGACUGGAAUCCCCACAACGACAUCCAGGCCUUCAGUCGAGCGCACCGCAUUGGCCAGGCCAACAAGGUGAUGAUCUAUCGCUUUGUGACUCGCGCCUCGGUGGAGGAGCGCAUCACGCAGGUGGCCAAGCGCAAGAUGAUGCUCACCCAUCUGGUGGUGCGGCCCGGCCUGGGCUCCAAGGCCGGUUCCAUGACCAAACAGGAGCUGGACGACAUCCUCAAGUUCGGCACAGAGGAGCUCUUCAAGGAUGAGAUCGAAGCGGGGGACAACAAGGACGAGGACAGCAGCGUGAUCCACUACGACAGCACGGCCAUCGAGCGCCUGCUCGACCGCAGCCAGGACGCCACCGACGACUCGGACAUGCAGAACAUGAACGAGUACCUGAGCUCCUUCAAGGUGGCCCAGUACAUGGUGCGCGAGGAGGACAAGAUCGAGGAGAUUGAGCGGGAGAUCAUCAAGCAGGAGGAGAACGUGGACCCAGACUACUGGGAGAAGUUACUGAGGCACCAUUACGAGCAGCAGCAGGAGGACCUGGCCCGAAACUUGGGCAAGGGCAAGAGGGUCCGCAAACUGGUCAACUACAAUGACGCCGCGCAGGAGGACCAAGAGUGGCAUGCUGAUAUUUCAGAUAACCAGUCCGAGUAUUCGGUGGGCUCCGAGGAGGAGGACGAGGACUUCGACGAGAGACCGGAAGGCCGCCGGCAGUCACGGCGUCAGCUGAGGAACGAGAAGGACAAACCGCUGCCCCCCCUGCUGGCCAGAGUGGGGGGUAACAUCGAGGUGCUGGGCUUCAACACGCGCCAGCGCAAGGCCUUCCUCAACGCCGUCAUGCGGUGGGGCAUGCCGGCCCAGGACGCCUUCUCCUGCCAGUGGCUCGUGAGGGACCUGCGCGGCAAGAGCGAGAAGGAGUUCCGCGCCUACGUGUCUCUCUUCAUGCGACACCUGUGUGAGCCCGUGGCUGAUGGCUCGGAGACGUUCGCGGACGGCGUACCGCGGGAAGGCCUGUGCCGGCAGCCAGUGCUCACCCGCAUCGGUGUCAUGUCUCUGGUCAAGAAGAAGGUGCAGGAGUUUGAGCACAUCAACGGGAAGUGGAGCAUGCCAGAGCUGAAGCCCGAGAUCUCCACGGAUUCCAAGAAGUCAUCCCGUGCCUCAUCGCCUGCCAUCAAAACGGCCACGCCCACCCCUGAGCCGAGCUGCAACAACACGCCGUGCACCUCCAAGCCAGCCACGCCUUCCCCUCCAGACAAGCCAGAGAAGAACGGGAAGGACGGGGAGAAGGAGGACGGAGAGGCCCAGGCAGAGGGUGAAAAGGACAAGGAGAAGGACAAGGAGAAGGACAAGGAGAAGGACAAAGAGAAGGACAAAGAGAAGGACAGAGGGAAGGACAGAGGGAAGGACAGAGGGAAGGAGAGCGGCGAGAGCACAGACAGUGCGGAGCCUCCAGUCCCCGCUAGGGACGCAACGCAAGAGUCCCCACCCAGUGAAAAGCCAGUCGUGGAAGAGGGCGUCGCGGGAGGGGAGGAGUCCAAAGAUACAGUCCGUAAGCCGCCCGGCACGGCCGAGGACAAAAGGGCGGAGCAAGAGGGGGCGGAGCCAGAAACCUCCAUCGAGCCAAGACCGUCCAUCCCAACCUCAGAGUCCCCGCCGGUGAAAAACGAGAAACAAGCGGAAGCUGAGAAGACUGAGGAGGAGAAGACAGAGGACACCUCGGUGCUGUCCGAAACGGCGGACGGCAAGGACAGACCUUCGGAGGUCAAGAAAGGUGACCUGCUGCUCGUCCUCGCGUUGCCUGUGCUCGAAGAUGCCAAGGGGGACAAGGAGGCUACCAAGGACAGCAAGAUGAUGAAGGAGGAUGUUGCCAAGGGCAACGGGAAGAGCGAGCGGCCUCGCUUCAUGUUCAACAUCGCAGACGGGGGCUUCACGGAGCUUCACACGCUCUGGCAGAACGAGGAGCGGGCGGCCAUCUCCUCAGGGAAGAUGAACGAGAUCUGGCACCGGCGGCAUGAUUUCUGGCUCCUGGCAGGCAUUGUGGUCCACGGGUACGCCAGAUGGCAGGACAUCCAGAACGACCCGCAGUUUGCCAUCGUCAACGAGCCCUUCAAAAGUCAGGCCAACAAGGGCAACUUCCUGGAGAUGAAGAACAAGUUCCUGGCACGACGCUUCAAGCUGCUGGAACAGGCCCUGGUGAUCGAGGAGCAGCUGCGCAGGGCGGCCUACCUGAACAUGACGCAGGACCCGACGCACCCGGCCAUGGCGCUCAACGCCCGCUUCGCCGAGGUCGAGUGCCUGGCCGAGUCGCACCAGCACCUGAGCAAGGAGUCGCUGGCAGGGAACAAACCGGCCAACGCCGUGCUGCACAAGGUGCUAAACCAGCUGGAGGAGCUGCUGAGUGACAUGAAGGCGGACGUGACGCGACUCCCGGCCACCCUGUCCCGAGUGCCACCCAUCGCUGCCCGACUGCAGAUGUCUGAGAGGAGCAUCCUCAGCAGGCUGGCCAACAAGGGCACUGAGACGCUGACACCUCCGCCCAUCCCCCCGGGACCGUAUGCCACGCCGCAGAACUUCGGUGCCCCCUUCACCCCUGCGCCCUCGGGAGCCAUGGCCCUCGGAGGGGCCAAUUACAGCCAGAUGCCCCCCGGGUCCUUCAUAUCAGUGCUGAACGGGCCGCCCAUGUCGGUGAAGAAGGAGCGCGAGGCAGAGCUACUGCUGGGCAGGAGGGAGCAGCGCAGCGGGGAGGUGAUCUGCAUCGACGACUGAAGCGGGUUCCUGUAGCAACCCUCGCACGUGUGCACACAGACACACACACACACACACACACACACACACACACACACACACACACAGAGCGGGGAGGUGAUGCGUAUCAACGACUGAACUGGGCUCCUUCGUUAACUUCCAUAUUCACCCACACACAGUCAUACUCGCUCGUUACAGACCCGCAUGCAUACACACACUCGCACACAGCGAGUGCGUCAGUCGCAGAUGUACACAACCACACACACCCACGUGGUCCCACCAUGCUCAUAGAUUGUGUAAGUGCAAGAGGGAAGUGCGACUGCUUUCCAGGCACAUUUCACCACGACGGGGGUUGGGCUCUCACUCGUGUGACUCGCUGAAGUCCCUGUUGCACAAACACUCGAACACACACGUAGCUCUGAGUUUCCUUUGUGCGUGCGUGUGUGUGUGCGUGAGUGCGUGCGUGCGUGCGUGCGUGCGUGCACGCGCGCCGGGAGUCCUUGUCGAAAAUACAUAAAUGAAGAGCAGAUGAUGUGUCAGUGGAGUCUUGCGCUAUACAGUAUAAGAGACCGCUCUGGUCUUUGGCAGUUGUAAUAAUCAACGACAAAUACGUGAAAGAAAUAAAAUGAUCCAGAUUUUACAAAUAAAUGAUUCGACACAAAACAAGCGAUGAUCCGGAAGAGCCAGUGAUUUAAUUUUAUUUUUUGUCAAGUAGCUCAUGUGUGACAUAAAAAUGCAACACACCUGGAUGAGUUACACCGCUACAAAAAAUACACAAGACGCACAAAGAGGCAAUAAAUGUUACGCAGAAACACGGACAAACCUGCAUACACAUAUUGAACAGAUAGAGCCACACGCACAUAAGCAGCUCCCUGUAAACAUGCAGACGCUCCACAACGAGAACAGCAUCGAAGUGCAAGGGAUACCGCCACCGCGCACACACUCCUCCACACGAGCGCAGUCCUUGCUGUCGCGCUCUUCCUUUCCUCCUUGCACCCCUUCUCCUUCCGGCUCCCUCUCGCUUUGUCCACCUCCGCUUCGAAGGGGUCACAAGUUACGCGGAACCAGAGACUCUCCCCCCGGCUACACGACGAGAAGCUGCAUGAGAAUGUGUAUACAUUUGUGCUUCAUAUUAUUGUUGUCAUUCAUUUGGAAGCAUGCUCUCCACCGUAUGUUAUUUAAUUGACGUAAAUCUCGUGUAUGAAGCCACGGCUGCGGUUUCAGAGCUGACACGCUUUCGAGGUUUGUUGGUCCGCCAUCCCACCGGCGCACAGCGCGUCAGGAGUUCAGGUCCGAUGGUGAUGAUGGGACUCUUCCUCAGCCCCCGUCGGGUCCGGCCCUCCCCGACUUGGAGGGAGGCCGAGGUUUUCACCUCUCGAUCCGCGAGCCGAAAUCUGCACAAGAUCUCACGAGGCUGGAUCGAUGGUCUGCUUGCUCCAGUAAUCCGGUAGCAAAAGAAAAACGCCAACGCGAAAAACAACACAGUAUUUAUUGAACUAAGAGAGGGAGCAGAUUCUGUCAGUAAUGUACUCAGACGCUGGGUGUGUAAAGCACUGUUCUUGGGUGUUUUUGUGGCUGUGGCCACAACGUUCAUCCAUGGUUACGCUUCGGAGACCGGGCAAGGUGCUCUAAGAGGUUAUAGCCCACAGCGAACGGCUCACUUCAGGUUCUUAAGAAUGUUUCCCGUGUUCUUCUUAAGAUACAGAAUCCAGUAUUAGAGAAACCUGCCCCCUUCUUCCUUCCUCCCUCCCUCCCUGCUCCUGCCUACCCAUAAUCCUCUGCUCCACCCCUCCCACCGCUUUCUCAUGUUCCUCUUUGAUUUCAUCAGUUCAACAUACUUCUCCUUUUUAAGAAUUCUGUGAUAUUCUUUGCAUAUUUAAACUUGGUUCAAUGUGUUUUCUUGUGUUUUUAUUCUUGUUAUUACGACUAUGAUUAUUGUUGUUGAUGUUGUUGACGUUUUCCUUGUUGUUAUUGAAAAAGCUUCUACCAAAUGAAAACUGAAAUGAUAAUAAAAGAAACAGUACAUUUGGUGCACAACGUGUCUUUCUACAAGACAUCCCAGAGCGAAGCCAGAGAACGAAGAGGUUGUACUAACUUCGGAAACCAAUAAAAUACGGAACAGACUUCUCCCUUUUGCUUAUGUUCUACAUUUGGGGCUCGCCAAUAACGUGUAUACAGUAAAUUACCGGAACGCACUGAAAGAAGUGAAGAUGAUGAACCCUGUUAUACAAGUGUAGUCGACUGAACUCUCUCUCGAAACUCAUAGUGUGUGUACAAUUUUCAUUGCCAGUGUACAGAGAACAAUCAUUGUUGGAAAUUAUUUCAGUUUUAACCCAAUCUGUGUACCGUAGUUGUAAAAAUAUCUGUGGCUUCAAUAAAUGUUUAGUCCUACCGAGGCUAUUUCAGCAACAUCGGUUGAAUGGAGUUUGCGCAGUGCAAGAUGGAGGACUAAGCAAAAGAAUAAAUCAGAAAAGAUAAAAAUACUGCUUCAUCUUGCCUUUCGCCCACACAUGGUUUUCAGUGAAGUAUUCUAAACAUGAUAUUGACUGAAAACUUUUGUAGGGAGCAAUUCACAGCCCUUGAGAAAAAUGUUUUUAUUGAAU
This is a messenger RNA of Scleropages formosus (Asian bonytongue), 9556 nucleotides long. It is a transcript of the gene chd3, whose product is annotated as chromodomain helicase DNA binding protein 3. Gene Ontology annotation, molecular function: ATP binding; ATP-dependent chromatin remodeler activity; chromatin binding. Lineage: Eukaryota; Metazoa; Chordata; Actinopteri; Osteoglossiformes; Osteoglossidae. Gene Ontology annotation, biological process: chromatin remodeling. Bases 702 to 6974 code for a protein of 2090 amino acids. The record is from RefSeq and is a predicted model, not a curated record. The transcript has 40 exons. Gene Ontology annotation, cellular component: NuRD complex; nucleus; chromatin.